AUGGCUCACCUGCUCGGCAGCCAGGCCUGCAUCGACAGCCUGCGCAAGGACCUCACUGACCUGCAGGGUGCCAUUGUAGACGUCUUCUCCCGUGCUGGCCCCGUGCGCUUUCCCUCCUGGAAGUUUCCUGACCGUGUGGCCUGUGACCUGGACAUGGUGGCCCUGCUGGAGCACUAUGACCACGUGCCAGGUGACCCUGAGUUCACACAGCUGUCUCAUGCUGUGCUGUUGGAGCUUGUCAUUGACAGGCUCCUGCUGCUGCUUCAGAGCUGUGCGAACUACUUGGAGAACCUCAGUUCGGAGCAGACAGUGCCCCCUGCCCGGGCUGUGGGGCCCUGCAUGUCCGUGGGACUCACUGUCCGGCGCUUCUGGAACAGCCUGCUGAAGCUGGGCAUGCUCUAUCAGCAGAUGCCCCCCAAGAAGAAGGCGAUCCAAGGGGAGACUCCCACCUCCAAGCCCACAGCCAAGGGCGAGCCAGCCAAGAGCCCUGAAUUCGUGACUGCCAAGUUCAUCAAGCCCCCCUCUUCAAUUCCAGGCUUGCCCCAGACCUGCCAAGAACCUGGCAGCCUCUCCGUCAGAGUAUCCCUGCAGUCUCCAGGCAGGACCACCGAGAGCACCAAGAGUGUCCACUGCCAGACCGUGGAGACUGCCCUGGUGCCCUGUGAUGCGUGCGCCAGUGUCCAGGGCAGCCUGCGGGAGGUGGGCAAGGUGGUCAUCAGCCUGUGUCAGAGCCAAAACUUGCCCUCGUCCCUAGGACAGUUCCAGCAGCUGGUGCAGGAUACCAUGGGGCUGAGGCCACUGCCCGCUGCCACUGUGGGCCACUGGGCGGCAGAACAGAGCAAAGACCUGACCCGCCUCAGUAAGCACGUGGGGACCCUCACUCAGCUUGUCGGGGCCCUCAAGGCCCAGCUGGAGGAGGCUGAGGGGCAGAAGGAUGGACUGAGGAAGGAGGUGGGCGAGCUGGAGCAGGCACUGCGGCAGGAGCAGGGGGAGCGGCGGCGGCAGGCAGACGAAGCCCAGCAGCGCCUGGUCAAGUGGGAGCGUGACAAGCAGCAACUGCUCACAGAAACAAGUGACCUCAAGAGGAAGGCGGCCGCCCUGGAGGGAGAGCUGAAGCAGCAGCAGGAGUCCAUGCAGGCCAUGGAGACAAAGGCCGAGCAGCUGCAGGAGGAGGCCAAGCACAGGGUGGAGGCCGAGAGGCAGGUUCAGCAGCUGGAGGAACAGGUACAGCUGCUGGCAGGGCGGCUGGAUGGGGCCAGCCAGCAGAUCCACUGGGCCAGCACAGAGCUGGACAAAGAGAAGGCCCGCGUCGACAGCAUGGUCCGCCACCAGGAGUCCCUGCAGGCCAAACAGCGAGCCCUGCUGCAGCAGCUGGACAGCCUGGACCAGGAGCGUGAAGAGCUUCGGGGCAGCCUGGACGAGGCCGAGGCCCAGCGGGCCCACGUGGAGGAGCAGCUGCAGAGCGUGCAGAGCGAGAGGGAGCAGGGGCAGUGCCAGCUCCAGGCCCAGCAGGAGCUGCUGCGGAGCCUGCAGGGGGAGAAGCAAGACCUGGAACAGGCGAUGAUGGAUCUGCAACUGACUGUCUCGGAGCUGGAACGGGAGCUUGUGGAGCUGAGGGAGCGGGAGCGGCUGCUGGUGGCCUUCCCAGACCUGCACAGGCCUGUCGAGGCCCAGAUCCAAACUGGGAGGGCUAGCAGUGUGCCUAUCCCUACAGGCUCUGGCAAUGUCACGGACGACAUGGAGAGGCAGGUGCAGGCCAACAACAUCCGCAUCCGGGUCCUGCAGGAGGAGAAUGGGCGGCUCCAGUCGACGCUGUCCAAAAUUCGGGAAGUAGCCCAUCAGGGGGGCCUCAAGCUGAUCCCACAGGACCAGCUCUGCACCCGGACCAGCCUGGGAAUCCAGGGGGCAGCACUUGCAGUCCAGGCCCAGAGAGUUUCCCCAGGGCCUCUGGGCAGGCAGCACCCACCUGGCAGCAGGUCUGCCAGUGCACGCAGGACCCCGCCGAGACAGCCCUGGGCGCAGUCCUGUGGCCAGCCCAGCAAAUCCUCCCUGGAAGAUGUGACCUACUCAACCGCCUGUGCCCAGAACCCCAUCCGGGUCUUGGCUAGGCUGAGGAGGAGACUGUCACCAACCCGAGGUCAGGCUGGCCCUGCACACCAGCCCCAGGAGCGGCCCAUGUAGCCUGCAGUGGGGUGGGGCUGGAGGG
Messenger RNA from Pteronotus mesoamericanus, 2206 nucleotides. It is a transcript of the gene CCDC157, whose product is annotated as coiled-coil domain containing 157. Bases 1 to 2181 code for a protein of 726 amino acids. The transcript has 11 exons. The record is from RefSeq and is a predicted model, not a curated record. NCBI's taxonomy places the organism in Eukaryota, Metazoa, Chordata, Mammalia, Chiroptera, Mormoopidae.